Molecule: messenger RNA, 2910 nt
Organism: Anguilla anguilla (European eel)
Lineage: Eukaryota; Metazoa; Chordata; Actinopteri; Anguilliformes; Anguillidae
Gene: hdr
Product: hematopoietic death receptor
Exons: 10
Coding region: 183-1481 (432 amino acids)
Biological process (GO): TRAIL-activated apoptotic signaling pathway; positive regulation of apoptotic process
Cellular component (GO): cell surface; plasma membrane
Molecular function (GO): protein binding
Source: RefSeq, a predicted model, not a curated record
CAAGAACUUGCCCAAACAAAACUUUUUCGCAUUAUCUCUUAGUCAGUAAGAUCGCGAGUAUCUUUCGAUGAACAGCAGUUAAAAUAUAUGAAUAUAACGGGUAUCGUGAAAACGUUGGGAUUACUGGAAUUAUAUGCAUUAUAUGCUUUACUAAGUUAGCGUUAUUAUACAGGAAGUAUGCUAUGAAACAGUGUUGGAAUUAUUAUUUUCAAUUCAGAAUGAGCGUUCUAAAAUCGGUUUCCUUUUUCAUCUGUGCCCUCUCCCUUGUGGUGGCUGUGAAACCAAAUGUGAGAACCUUAAGAUCUACGGACAGGAACAGGCUAACCCGGGAGAUAUAUUGCAGAGAGAAUCUGGAGUACCCGCACAAGAGCUUGUGCUGUCUGAACUGUCCUGCUGGUCAGCAUGUUAAAAGUUCUUGUGAAAGAGCUGGAGAGAGGGGGAUAUGUUCGGCCUGUGAAUAUGGCACAUUCACAGAGCACCCGAACGGACUGGACCGAUGCUUCCUGUGUACAAAAUGCCGUAAAGACCAGGAAGUGACUGGAGUUUGCACCAGCACCAAGGACACGGAGUGCCAGUGUAAAGCAGGCACAUUCUGUGGGACUGAACAAGCCUGUGAAGUGUGCAAGAAGUGCACUAAAUGUAAAGAGGACGAGGAAGUGGUGAGAAACUGCACCACCACAUCCAAUUCCGUCUGCCAGAAAAAGCCGCCCUCCAGCAACUCGGGUAGCACAUCUCCAGUGGUUGCUUCUGUGAUCGUGCCUCUUCUGCUGUUUGUCUUGUUGGUCAUCGCUGUGGCCAUUGGUUUCUUCUAUCAGAAGCGAGCAUUAAAAAAACCAACAGAGAACUGCAGCCACCCUGAUGAAGAGGUGAACAUUCACGUGGAUGAAGACUGUGAGAGGACGAUGGAGGAGCAGCAGAACAGACAGAACGCAGGACGGGAGGAGCCCGAGCAGCAGCCCUUCCUGCAGGGGAUUAUGUUGGUGGGUGCACAGCCUUCUGCCACGGACGAGGAGGACAAGGGCCUGGGCGACAGCCUCCCCAACACCACCAGCUCUUCCCAAACGAGUCUGAGCACUCAGCCCACAGCCCUGCCCUCCAAGUCCCCCAACCCCAGCCCCAAGACACAGAGGCAACCUAUCAUUAGGGAGAAUGGCUGUUGUAGAAGACUUAUUCCUGUCAAUGGGGAAGAUUCUUUGUUGAAAGCCUUUGACAUUAUUGAGAAGAAUCUGAACUGCAUCUACCGCAACAGGUUCUUCAGACUUAUCGGAUUGAGCGACAACACCAUAAACAAUCCAGAAUUUAGCUUUUCUGGAGAUAGAGUGUAUAAACUCCUGAAAUCCUGGAUGGAAAAGGAGGGCCUUAAAGCUGAUAUAAAUGAUCUCAUUCAGGCACUGCUGCAGCUAGAUCAAAGGUAUUCUGCUGAAAUUGUUAUUCAAGAAGUCAUUGAUCAUGGAUAUUUUAGAUUUCAGGAUGAGAGUUGAUGUGCCUUUAACAUCAAUGGAAAAUAAUAUAAAUAAUGAAUAAUGGGCAAUACAUUAAAAAAAAUAAAAUAAAGCCUUUCUGGAGUAGGGCUUCAACCCUGGGUAUAUGCUCUCGGUGAAAGAAGGGAAGUAUAUUGGCCUUUCAGAAGGUCUCAGACUCUGUAGGCCAGUACUGUGUGAUUUGAGCCUAAACAUCUCUGUACUGAACAUACUUGAUUUCCCUGUGUGUCAACACUCCAGGAAUCUGAAGAUAAAGGAGGCGUACAUGGUUUUUUAAAAUCACUGUUGGUGUGGCCUUGAACAAAGUUUCAUAUGCCUCUGUGUUUGUGACCUCUCUGUUCUGGAGAGAGCGAUGGCGGGAGGCAUAUUCGUACCACUCUGGAUAGUACCUUCUGUUUUUCCAGGGCCAUGAGUUUAUUAGUGAAUGUUGUAUUUAUUAUGAAUAGUACCCCAUUUUCCUUGAAUUUAAGGGCAUGCACAACUUGUGAAUGGGUUUUUUGUAAUGUUGAGGGUCUGCAGACUGGCUUUUUCAUGCAGUAUUUAAACAAACGAGAACAGAAGCCAGAUUGUAACUGGCACAGAAACUGACCCCUGUCCUCUGGCUGAGGUAGUUUACUCCUCCCUGUGGAGAGAUCUCUGAAAAGGAACUGUGGAGAUAGUGUGUCCUCGUUUGCAAAGUUUCUUUGACUGAUAGUGGGUAUCGGAUUCUUUGUGCCCCCUCAUUCAAUGCUAACAAGGACAAACCUAUUUUUCCCCCGUGACCAUUGAGAGAGAAACAUGAAAGUGCUUUAUGACGACUUGGCAGAACGUCAGUCUGUACAGCACUAGAUUGUAUUAUGAAAAUAAUAGAUUUUUUUUAAUUUGGUAAAAGUAGGUCAUUUUUUCCCCCCAUUUUUCUUUUUGAUUGUACCAUCAGACAUUCUGCAACACUGGCCUGCAUUUAAUUAAAUGCUGGCAGUGUUAUGCAUUUUCAUAGAUUAGCACAUGAAAGACCCAGUGUGUGUUACUCAGGUACUUGGAAUGUUGAAUGUGUCUGUCACUUUGCUUUUAUAUCUGCUUAAAAUGUGCUUGAAAAAAUGGAAUAAGGUUGGAUGGCUAUUUUCCCAAUGCCAGUCAGAAUUGUUCAGGUCAUUUUUCCCCCCUGUAUACUCCUUGCUAGUAUUUUCAAACAAAAUUACACUGGUAUCUAUAAAGUGCACAAUUGCUCAGUUUACAUAUGAGUAUUCAACUUCUUGUGCCUUUUCAGUAAAAUGUAACCGCAAAGACAAGAAGAAACAACUGUUCUGUAACUGUUUUGUAAUCUGCGAUUGUUGCACUUUGACCCAACAUGCAAUUCUAAAAGCAUGCUUGUAAAUGUUACAGACCAGCUCAUUAAUAGGUUGUCACGGUCAAGCUAGCUGUUGGACAUGCAGUUGGCUAACAGACAUCA